Molecule: messenger RNA, 10080 nt
Organism: Babesia sp. Xinjiang
Lineage: Eukaryota; Apicomplexa; Aconoidasida; Piroplasmida; Babesiidae
Product: Glucose-6-phosphate isomerase
Exons: 38
Coding region: 1-10080 (3359 amino acids)
Biological process (GO): gluconeogenesis; glycolytic process; glucose 6-phosphate metabolic process
Cellular component (GO): cytosol
Molecular function (GO): protein binding; glucose-6-phosphate isomerase activity; monosaccharide binding
Source: RefSeq, a predicted model, not a curated record
AUGAUCACACGUAGUACCGCAUCUGCGCUUAGUGAUGAAGCAUACCGUAAAGAGGAGCUUAAGCAGCUGGUUGGCAUUUUUGCGUCCCGUGCUCAGAAGUUUUUGAAUUGCACUAUUAUUGAUCUCACUACCGAGGAUUUUAAGAAAGCGCGUUAUCGUUUAGAUUGUAACCUUAAGACGUUUACUGUGGAAGGUGACGGUGUCCCAUUGGAGAUCCACCUGUCUAGCGUAAAGGCUGUAUACGGUUUCGAAGACCUGCAAUUGUUAGAUAACUACGAGUCAUUUCUGCGUCGUGAUAUAAUCAAGAAUCUGAGCGAAGAUGAUCGUGACCGUCUAGCAAUAAUUGAGUACAAGCAUGAUGAUAUCGACUGCCAAGUGAUUCUUCUGGAGCAGGAGAUCGAGACUAGUGACCCUCUGGUGACGACUUUGGCAUCUCGCCUAGAGCGUCGGGAGGAGACCAUUUUGCAAGAUCUACGUGCUAUGGAGAGUACUGCGGUGUCUAUUGCUGAAAAUUGCAAGGGCACAUUAGAAUCGUCGGCAGUUGCGCAUAUCAGUUUGGGUCUUAAUGAUAAUUUCGAAUGCACCGAGGACUUCAGCAGGCGUUUAUUGACCGCUGCAGAGCGCAGUGCUGAUGCGCUAGGAAAGCUCCAUUGCUCGGUGAAGGUUGUUGACAUGGCAUCGCAGCUCUAUGAUUUGGGAUCUCGUGUGUUGUCUUGUUACGAAAGUGGCGAUAAAGCUAAUGGCGGUGCUGCCAUCAGCAGUUUCAUAUCUGAGGUUGAUACGGCUAAGCGUGAGGGUUACUGGGACGAGGUGUCUAAGGUUCUAUGUUGUGGCCACAUUGACGAAGUGAUGCGCGGUUUACGUACUUUUGUGAUUGAUCAGUUACGUGGUGAGCGUCCGUCGGAUCAGUCUCAAUUGUUUACCCGUCUUGCUGUUACAUUGCAAGCCCGUUCCGAGGCCUACGAAUCUUACCUGAAGACCAUCUGCGAGAAGACACAGAAGAUUAGCUUAGCAUCUCGUGAAUGUAGUGACAGCAUGAGAUUGGAGCGUAUAAUCAAGAAUGCUAGUAGUUUGCUACUUGGUCCUGCUCAUGCGGUUCACAGCGAGUUGGGUUCCGGGGAUUACAUCCGCAUUUGCCGUGAGAUCCACACUUUGACAUCCUCCGAGGCUUGUGCUGUGUUCCGAUCGUGUUUGUUAUCGAAUUUCUCCGCAAUGAUAACUGACGUUGAUGGUGAUGUGGACUCUUUGUUAUCGCAGAUAGAAAUUAGUUUAGAUGAUGUUACGAGAUUUUCGAAUUACAUGUCUGAUCUGAAGACUGUAGACCGUUCAUUGGAUGACAUUGCCCAUUUGAGUUCGAUUUGGUGCGACUACGAAACUUCAUUUCGUGCUGUGUUGACACCUGUACAUCGAACACGGCUAUUACAGUCUGACGUCUCUGAUGAGCUUGGCGGUGAUUGUCUGGGUUCUGUUAGCAGUGCUACUCGAGUGCUGCAGUCGAUACUGUCUUUUUAUGUUCGUUUAGAGAACGCCUGUGUAACACGCAGUUUGCACCAUGCUAUAAAUUGCGACGCUAUAUAUCUUUCUUCUGCUGACGACAGUUUUUCUCCUGCCACUAGCACAUUGGUGGACGACGCAUUUUUCGUUUUGCAGAAAGCACAACAACGUGCUGUAGCAACCGGCGACGUCCAGGCUGCGUGUGCUACCCUUAACCAAGUGAUUGGUAUAAUUCAGGGUACCCUUAAGGAUUGUCUAGUUCGUAACCUUUUGGAUAGCCAGAGCAUCUACAAAAUUUUUAUGGAGAAUCCUGAUAAUCUGCUUGGUGCUUCUUGGCAUAAAAUGCUCCAAGAUCACUUUGCGAACUCUAAGCAGCAGUUUCCAGAUUCUUUACCUUCUCGUUUCAGUUUCAUUCAUUGUGUUAAUAACAUUGAGGAGUGUGUGAACUUUUUGCGUAAAUUUAAGACUGAAAUAUCGGCUAGUUUUGAGCAUGAGUUUUCCCAGCUGGGCAGCGACCGGUUGCUCGUUGAGAGUACUGUGGAAUCCCUGGACGUUCUUUUCACUGAGUUUAACGAUUUGUUGGAAUUGGCUUGCAAGUCUUCUUUGAACAUCUUGAAGUACCACAUUACUGAGCCGUUGAACAGUUUCGUGGGCAUCAACUUCAACCUUGACGAGGAGUCUUAUGCGUCAUGUAUGUCUGAGAGUCCGUUUUUGGAGGAGCUGAUAGUUGUUUUGCGUGCGGUGUUUGGUCACGUUUCGUCGUUUUAUUUAUCGUCCAGUUGUGCACGUUGUAUUGAUACCCUGAUUGAGCGUAUCUGCAAAUUCAUGGAGCACAGCAUUUUGUCUAAACGUUUCACCAUCUACGGUGCCGUUUACCUCGACAAUAUUGUGCGUUCUUUGAUGCAGGUAUGCACGUCAUAUGACCAGCAUAUACGUGGCCAGUUCACUUCAUUGCUUUUGAUUAGCGAUGUGCUGAACUGUAGUCGUCGUGAGGAUCUGGUUGAUUUUGAAGGCCAUUAUUCACUUGUUGUCAAGACAAUGGAGAAGCUGAAAUCUGUGGGCCGUCCUGUGUCCACUAGCACUUUACUUUCGGUGGUCGAUGUGUACGAUUCGUCUGACUGGCACGAGAUAGCAAGACAGAAAGUGUCUGUUGCUUCUUCCAAGAAGUCUGUUGGUGAGGUAUCCACUGCUAAGUUACUCCGUACGGGCAAGGAGCUGUUGACAGUGUUAGCACGUGCUUAUUCUCAAUAUGUGUGUUCUACUGAUGUGGAUAAGGCUUGGAUGCGCACUACAGCUAAAGAUGUGUUCAUCCCUCCAGACAAGAAGGCUGUUGCUACAUUAUGCGACUCUUUGGAUGCUAUGGCCGUUCUCGCUACCGAAUCUUGUGCGCUUAACUACAAGUUUAUAUCGUCAUUGUUAUCAAUGUGUCAAAACAGCACUGUACGUGUGAUGAUGUGUUCUAUGGAGCGUAUGCACGCCUUUUUUAUGGAGGUGUUGCCUAAUCGUAAGCUGCGUUACAUUGACCAAUUGGAUAAAUCUUGUCUAUCAUUUCUAAACCAUCAUCUUACUGCUUGGGAGAAGGGUGGCGCGGCCACCUGGGACACUUUUGACCCGCAGGCCCGUGUGAUGCUCCAUGCCUUGUCUUUUGAGGAUUUCCUCAAGGGUGCUUAUGCAGCGUUUAUUCAGUUGGUUAAAGAUCAGUUGGAGGGUGGUGCGUUGUUUGUUCAGCGUCGUAUGCUUCAAUACGUCUUUGAGAUGUUGGCAAAGAAGCCUGAACAGGAGGGUAUUCUCUUGGAUAUUUUGUUGGCCCAACUUUUCAGGUAUGACAGCAAGAUCUCAUCUUCGGCUUCUGCUAAAUUGGCGGCACUCUUAGAAUGCCACGGUGGCAUGAAGGGUAUAGUUGUGCGUCGCGUCGGCGUUCUUUUGCUUGCAUCAAUAAGCAAGGUUAACAGUAGCCUUUCGUGUGAUAAGAAGCCUUCAUCUAAGAAAAAACGCAGAUCUACUUCGCUCCCGAGUGAGAUUAUCCCUACUUUGCGCAGCAUUUAUCGUGGCAUUCUUUUUUUGUCUACAAUACACUUUACGCGUAAGGAUAAAAAUGCAACUGCUGAGGCUUUGAAGUGCUACAUGUCUGUUCUUUCCUUUAUUUUUUCUCCAUCUACUGGUCAGCGUCAUUCUAAACUGUUACCUACCUAUGAAUACGAUGAGUUUUCUCGUAUCAUACGUUGUAUAUCGUCUGGUUUAGAGCGUUGUAUCCAUUUGAUUCGUAACCGUGAAGGUGUGGUUGACAUUUUGGCAUACGGGUCCGGUGACGAUGAAUCUUCACGUGCAUCACUGGAAAGCUGCAUGAACGCUUUGCAGCGUGUUGCUCGCAAUCCUAUAUCGUUCAAGACAAACAUAGCGUUAUUAUCUCUGAUUGGUAAGCUGCAACCAUCUGAGCCUAGUUUUUACAACUUAUUAUACGAGCGCAUUUUGGAUGUUCGUAUGUUUUGGGCUGAGAAUCGUCGUCUAUUAUUAUCAUUGGUUGCUAAAUGUAUUUCGGGUGAUGUUGAAGUUGUUCGUAUUGCCGCAUUUGUCAAACGUCUUCUUCAGGUCAGCAGUUGUUUGUCCAGUAGUGCUGUGUGCACUGUGAUAGCUCGUAUUUGCCGUGGUGCUAUAUCGUCUAAUCCACCUCUCCAUCCGAUGUUGACAACCGUGGGUAAUUACCAUUCUUUACCUGUAAUGUUUCAUGCUGGUUCCAGUGAGGCUAACAAAUGUCAUCUUUGGGAGUGUUAUUUGCAUCGUGUAUCGUAUCAUCCUACUGUUGCUGCUGAGAGCCGUUUGUUAUUGCGUGGUUUGAAGGAUGGUGUUGUUGACUUUGAUGCACCUAGUAUAUUUGAGGAGUUGGGUGCUGUAUCAUGUCAGUUGCAUGACGGUGACUUUGAGUACACGCAACGAUCGUAUUGGACUGAUGGUCGUAAGGCUUUACCACAUCAGUCUGUUUUCAAGCAAUUUUACGAGUACCGUUCAUCCAUCGAUAUCGUCCCGCCUAAGAAGCACAUAUCUGAAGAGUCGGACGCUGUUUAUGAAAGUGCUGAUGAAGGUGAAUUAGAGGACAUUGAUUACAUGAGUGACUCGUCUUCAAGUGUCGGUGGCAGUGCGGGAGUUUCCUCUUCUGACUCUGAUGCAAAAAGCCUCACUGAUUCAGAUUAUGAUUCUAUUUCUGAUUCUGAAUCUGGAUCGUUAUCUGAUGCUUCUUCAUCUCUAAGUGAGAGUGAUUCUGAAUCGUCAGAUUCCUCUUCGGUCGAUGAACGUGAUCACGUGUCCGUUGCAACUAAAUUGGAUCCAUCUAAAGAACCUAUUAAUCGUAAAGGUCAGGUCAAAGCACCUGUUUCCAAGGCAAAGAUGGUUCCAUCUACGAAGCGUAAUGCGGUAUCCUUAGACGUUGCCACUAAGGUUCCGGCAACGAAGCCUCUUCAUAAGCAUGAACGUCAAUUAGCGAGAUCUGUGUCUAAAAGGCGUGUUUCUGGCGUAAAGGGCACCAGCUCUUCAAUAGUGGAGAUACCUAGUGAUCCACCAUCUGUAUCCCGCGAGAGUGGCAAACCCAAGUCUAUUAAGAAGGGGUCUGUAUCGUCAACUGCACGGGAUCACAGGACAAUUUCUAAGAAGCCUGUUUCGUCUACAGAUGACACUAGCGUGUUGGAUUCUACGGUUGGACGUCCUUCUAAGAAGAAAGUGGCUGCAUCUGACUCUUUAUCUGUAUCUGACCGUCAGAAGCGGCGCAAGGUAUCAUUACUUAUUGAGAAGGCUACCAAGGGCAGUUUCGCUGAUGUUUCUGGUCGUACGGUUGAAAAUGUUAACUUGUCUGCUCUUUUACGUGACCGUGCUCGUUGCGACCGUCUGAUAAAGAACUACCAAGGUGUAACUCUUGACUUGUCUAGACAAUUGUUAGAUUCUGCGACAUUGGAUUCUUUACUAUCGUUGGCACGUGAGGCUGGUAUUGAAAAGAAGAUUGGCAUGCUGUUUAAUGGUGACAUUUUGAACGGUACUGAGGGCCGUUCUGUUUUGCACACCGCUUUACGUGCUCCUCGUGAUCAUGCUUUGAUUGUUAACGGUACUAACGUGGUUGAUGAUGUUCAUGAUACACUUGAUCGUAUUCGUGUUUUUGCGGAUAGUGUUCGCAAUGGAUCUUCUGUAGCGUCUGACGGUCGUCCAUUUGACUCUGUCCUAUGUAUUGGUAUUGGUGGUUCUUACCUGGGUACGGCCUUUGCUGUCCAGGCCUUUAUGGGUUCUGAGUCGGCUCGUAAGGCGUGCAGUGGUCGUAAGAUGCGUUUUUUGGCUAAUGUUGACCCUGCUGGGUUUCGUAUUGCUACAGAAGACUUAGAUGCCAACCGCACUUUGGUGAUUGUGAUUUCCAAGACGUUUACCACUGCUGAGACCAUGAAGAACGCCUUGGUGACCCGUGAAUGGCUAAAGGCCAACAUUAGUGACCCAUCUAAGUUCGGCAAGCACAUGUGUGCUGUCAGUACCAACUUGAAGCUUACUAAGGAGUUUGGCAUCGAUGACUCGCACGUGUUUGGUUUUUGGGAUUGGGUGGGCGGUCGUUUUAGUGUCUCAUCUGCGGUUGGUAUGCUUCCUUUGGCUAUCCAUUUUGGUUUUGAUGUGGCUGAGCAAUUUUUGUCUGGCGCCCAUAUGAUGGACGAGCAUUUCCGGACUACGCGACUUGAGGACAACAUGCCUGUGUUGAUGGGUUUGUGCAGUUUUUACAACGCUACGGUUUUGGGUUUGAACUCAGUGGCUCUUCUUCCUUACAGCGAGGAUUUGAGUUUGUUUCCUCGAUAUGUCCAGCAGCUUUGCAUGGAGAGCAACGGCAAGUCUGUGCGUAUGAACGGUGAUCGUCUUCCGUACGGCGCUGGUGAGAUAUACUUUGGCGAGAGUGGUACUAAUGGUCAGCACAGUUUUUACCAAUUAUUGCAUCAGGGUCGUGUUGUCCCAUCUGAGUUUAUUGGUUACAUUCGUAGUAACAACCGUGAUGGACCUGAGAGUGGUGUUACUUUCCAUGAAGAGUUGAUGGCAAACUUUUUUGCUCAACCUGAUGCUUUGGCUUACGGUCGUACUGCUUCUCAUCUUCAGGCUUCAGGUUGUUCUGCUAACUUGGUGCCUCACAAGGUCUGUCCUGGUAACCGUCCCUCGAUGGUUUUACUUUUCCCUGAGGUCAGCCCAUACACGGUCGGUGCUUUGGUAGCUCUUUAUGAGCACCGUGUAUCUAUUCAAGGUUUUCUCUGGGGUAUAAAUUCCUUUGACCAGAUGGGUGUGGAGCUGGGUAAAGUGUUGGCUAGUGACAUUCGCAAUUUGUUCAAGUCUAAGCACUCCGAUUGGUCAUCUGCUGAGAAGGACGAGUGUGGUAUUCCAGGUUCCUGUUCAGCCAAUUUCGUGAAGUUUUUAACCAUCUUUGAGUUGAUUCUGUGUCUUGGCAUGAGUACUGAGGUUCUUGGUGCGACUAAGAAGUCUCCUGAUAGGUUUCCGUAUACAAUAACGUUUUUGAAUUGUUUCAUUGCAUCCAUUGACUGUUUGCUGGCUGCCCUUACUGCCUCCACCCUGAGUACUAUUGCCGCCAGGGUGAAUGCCGAUAUAGCGUUGACUAGGAAUAUAUAUCCUCCCCAAGAUACGGCCAGAAGGAACGUGGUGCCCGCUGCUGCUAGUGACCUUAGUACUCUUGCAACGGAUGGUACAUAUCUGGUAACAUCUGGUGGUGGCGGCGGUGAAGAAUUCGGCAUAAGUGACCGUUUGGAGUUCCACAGUAUUUCUGAUGUGGGCGGUAGAUUGGAUAUUCUUCACAAGGCGAGCAGUGUUGACCAGAUCGGUGUGAUGGACUUUAUGGAGUAUAUCCAAUUGCAUGAUUUGUGGAUGGGUUCCUUGAGUAAUGGCACUGUAUUUUUUUCCUGCUGUCCAGACAAGGGUGUACAUGUCUACGGCCGUGUGUUGAUGGCUCGUGCUAAGAGCGAUCCUCAGCAAUCCGUUGCUCGUUUUUGCAAGGGCAAGGAUAUCUUUAUCACGGGUAAUACCGACGGCACAGUUUGUUUAUGGCGUUUAUCCAAUAAGUUUAUGGAUAUGAUGGAUGUUGUGAAGGUUAGUAAGACUGACGGUACUUGUACUCCGGUGGCGCAUACGGACGACUAUACCCCUGGAUAUGACCUCACUCAUGCCGAAUCAGAUUCCUCAAUUACUACAUUACAGAGCCGUGUCGCUGAAGAUGGAGUGACGACAUGUUUGAGUAGCGCACCAUCAAUGAGUGACGAUUCUCCUAGUAGUGAGACUAAUGUCGCACCAGGUACACCAUCUGAUAACGAUCUACCUUCUUUAGAUAGGACCACCUCUGUUGAAUUACAUCCUUCGGUCCCUUUAUCUGCUGUUAAGGACGCUUUGGAUGAUGUUAUUGCUGAGGAGGGUGACCCAUGUACGUCGGGGUCUCGCCCCGAUGUAGCUGACGGUGGUUCUGAGGUACCCGUGGACGGUGUUACCGGUGAUAAUCGUCGUUCAUCCGAUUCUGAAGCUGAACAUACCGAUUUUUAUAUAGAUUCGGACAGUCCGUGUUAUUAUCGUACCCCCAAUAGCAACCGUCAUGUUGCGGUUAAAUUGUUUGAAUACAAGGAGCAUGAUAACGAGGUUACGGACUGUGAUAUAUGUGCCGAUGGUAACAUAGCCGUUUCUGUAUCUCGUGAUAAGAUGGUGGUGUGUCAGGUGUCUCCACCAAAAGUUUUACUAAAGCAAAAGAGUCCUUUAUCAUUUAAGUUUGUACGUUUCGUUAAUAAGAACUGUUACAAUGGUUUUUACCAAAUAUUGACUAUUGAAUGGCAGCCACGUCGUCCUACAGCAUCCAUGGUGUGUAUGUGGCGUUACACUGCUGAAUCUCAGACCGCAAUACUGGUGAAGAGUGUAUCCGUUGGUCCUGAUCCUUGUAGUGCGAUGUGUUUGAGUUUGGAUGCAACUUUCGUGAUGUCUACUAUAAGCGACCGUAUUGAGCAAUUUCGUAUUCGUGCCCUUAAAUCUUUAGAACUGACCAGUUUACUUCAAAAUGAUGAAAUUGACCUUAUAUGUAGAAUUUGUAUUAUCCUUAACGAGUCUAAUAUUAAAUUGAUUGAGCGCGUGGUACAUCGAAAGGGUAUUGAUUUCUGUGAAGCGGUAUUGGACGAAACUUUGUUAGUAUUAGAAGGUGGUGGUCAGAGGCGUCCUGACGGUGAGCAUCGUUCUCCUGGUGGUGUAUUUUUGAAUAUCUUGAAAAGUCGUUGUACCAAGGCCGAAAUUAAGUUCAUAUGGAGUGAGCAGUCACUUAGACAACGUCAGAGGAAACGUGCUCGGAACGUUGAGCGACGGUCCAUAAAGAACGAGAUGCACGACGACGAACGACAGCAACGCGCUGUCGCGCUGUCACAAGAAGCUAUUGAUCAUGAUCGUGCUGGUCGUUAUCGUGAGGCAUUUGAAUCAUAUAUAACUGCUUUAGACCAAUGGGCUAUUGAGCGGUUCUUUGCAAAGAUGCGUGAAUAUCUAGAUCGUGCAGAAGAAUUGAAGCAAAAAUUAGCUCAUGAGAAUAUACGUUGUCCUACUCGUAAUCCAGUUAUUGGUACAGUAACAUCUGGUGGUUCCACUGCUGCAGAGCAGCUUGAAGCUUUAUUGGAGUUGAAGCGCCCUAAUGUGAAGUGGUCCGAUAUAGCAGGUCUCGAUGCGGCCAAAGAGUCGUUACAAGAGGCUGUGGUGUUACCAUUACGCUUUCCCAAUCUAUUCACUGGUACACUGAAACCCUGGCGUGGCAUUUUGUUAUAUGGCCCACCUGGUACUGGCAAGACAUUUUUAGCACAAGCAUGCGCCACUGAGGUUGCUGCCACAUUCCUAUCUAUAUCUUCAUCUGAUGUUAUGAGUAAAUGGCAGGGUGAAAGUGAGAAAUUUGUUAAAUGCCUUUUCCAGCUUGCACGUGAUCGUGCACCAUGUGUAAUUUUUAUAGAUGAAAUCGAUUCGUUAUGUAGUUCUCGUAACGAUGGUGAUAAUGAAUCGGGUCGUCGUGUUAAGACGGAGUUUUUGGUACAAAUGCAAGGCAUAUCAGAUGCUGGUGAUGGUGUUUUAGUCCUUGCCGCUACAAAUCUGCCUUGGUCCUUAGAUUCAGCUAUUAUACGAAGAUUUGAUAGACGUAUCUACAUCCCACUUCCGGACUUUAGCGCUAGGAGAAAGCUUCUAGAGCUAUCAUUGGUUGGUUGUGACCACGAGCUAGUAGCUUCCGACCUUGAUGACCUUGCAAAACAGACUGAGGGGUAUAGCGGCUCUGAUCUUAACAUUGUUGUCCGAGAUGCACGUAUGCAGCCGCUCCGUAAGUGCAAGGAUGCAACCCAUUUUAAGAAGGUUGUACGUGCCUCUGAGACGUAUUAUACCCCAUGUGCUUCGGAUAAAAGCAAGCGCAAGUGCGGGGUAAUGUCUAUAGAACCAAAUAAAUUAGUUUUGCCAGCUGUUACACGGAUGGAUUUCAUCUCUAUACUCUCUCGAUCGAAGCCCUCGGUUGCGACUGAGGACCUCGCAUCAUAUGUGGAGUGGACUGAAAAAUAUGGCCAGCAGGGUUCUUAG